GUUUCGAUAUGAAUGUGUUAUUGUGGUUUUUUUCUUUUUUUUUGUUUGAUACAAGCUCUGAGCAUAACAUCACUAAGAAAUGGUUCUGGACUGUUUCCCCGAAAACGUUUUAAUCGAUAUUUUAUCUUAUUUAAACGUGCGCGAGCUCGUGCGGAACUCCAGGGUCUGCAGGCGCUGGAGGCAGCUGGUGAAGGACCAGAGACUCUGGAGAACUGUUGAUCUCUCCUCAUGGAACGGACUGACGUCUCGAGUGCUGUGGGUUCUGCUGCGUCAGUAUCUGGGUCACGGUCUGCGAUGUCUGCGUCUGCGCGGGCUUCUGCUGUCUGCGCGCCGAGGAGCCUUCCUCACCGAGUCCUGGCUGCAGGCGCUGCGCUCAAAGUGCCCUCGUCUGCGCAGACUGUGCCUGCAGUACACAGACCUGCGCAGUCUACGCAGCUGCCGCCUGCUGCCCGCGUCACUGCAGGUGCUGGAGCUGCGCUCCUGUGAAGUCUCGCCCGGGUUCUUCUCGCAGGACCCCGAGGCGGGCGGGAAGGCGGCUGCAUCGGCCGUCGCCAUAGAAACGCUGGUCCUGGACGGCGUGCCGUCGUUCUCUGACCAGCACCUGUGCGGUCUGUCCACGUGGCAGCAGCUGAGCCGCCUGGAGCUGCGGGAUCUGGGCCGUGUGAGCGCGGGGGGGGUGAGGAGGUGCGUCCCCCCCGGCGCGCAGACGCUCGCCCGCCUCACACACCUGGAGCUGGGGACCUGGAGGUAUGCGCAGAUGGUGGCGCUGGGUCUGGGCAAGGGCUGGCCGGGGCUGGAGGCGCUCACGCUGGGUGGGAACGAGGUCAGUCCGGGUCUGCUGUCGGUCAGCCGCCUGCAGGACCUGCGCUGGCUGCGUCUGCGCGCAUGCAGACUGAACACGAAGACGGUGCUCAGGUGCUGCAGGUCUCUGAAGCAGCUGCGCAAGCUGGAGCUCGCAGAUCUCUAA
Molecule: messenger RNA, 967 nt
Organism: Cyprinus carpio (common carp)
Lineage: Eukaryota; Metazoa; Chordata; Actinopteri; Cypriniformes; Cyprinidae
Gene: fbxl12
Product: F-box/LRR-repeat protein 12
Exons: 4
Coding region: 80-967 (295 amino acids)
Molecular function (GO): protein binding
Source: RefSeq, a predicted model, not a curated record